AUGGUGAAGGAGAUGAAGAAGGUUGCUGAACCGGAAAGAACCCCACUCUUGCUCAUUUUUAUUUCUCUGCUUUCUUCAGGUUUUGUUGCCCAUGCAGUACCCUAUGACUACACAGCAAGUAUUGAGUGCCUAGAAACCCCACAAAAGGCUCAAUACAAUGGAGGAGGCAUAGUGAACCCUGAACUGAAUGAUGGUUUGGCGGGAUGGAGCACAUUCGGGAACGCCAAACUUGAACACAGAGAAUCCCCAAGUGGCAAUGGCUUCAUUCUGGCUCAGACAAGAGCUCAACCUUUCGAUAGUGUAUCUCAGAAAGUCGAGCUGAAGACGAACCUCCUCUACACUUUCUCUGCUUGGCUACAAGUGAGCCAGGGGAACCCGAGCGUGGCAGCUGUUUUCAAGACAUCAAGCGGGUAUGUUGAAGCUGGAACCGUGAUUGCCAAGCCUGGGUGUUGGUCAAUGCUCAAGGGUGGGCUCACUGUGGAAACCUCAGGCGAGGCUUCUCUCUUCUUCCAGACCCAAAACUCCACAGCGGACGUAAUGGUUGACAGCAUCUCCCUGCAACCAUUCACUCCAGAAGAAUGGAAGUCUCACCAGGAUCAGACCAUGGACAAGGUCCGGAAGGCCAAAGUUAGGAUACAAGUAGUGGACAAGCUAGGGAACUCCCUGCCCAAAGCAACAGUUUCCGUCCAACAAAAUGCACUGACCUUCCCUCUGGGAUGUGCCAUCAACAAGAACAUCCUCACCAACGCCGCCUACGAAAAGUGGUUCGCGUCAAGAGCGUUUAGAGUUACGACAUUUGAGGAUGAAAUGAAGUGGUACAGCACCGAACCCACGAGGGGCCACGAGGACUACUCCGCAGCAGACGCAUUGCUCGAGUUCGCCAAGCAGCACAAGUUGGCAGUUCGGGGCCACAACGUCCUGUGGGACGAUCCGACUUACCAGCAAGGGUGGCUGAAUUCCCUAUCCCCACAAGAACUCAGCGUCGCUGUCGAUAACAGGAUUCAUUCUGUGAUGUCCAAGUACAAGGGCCAGGUGAUCGCGUGGGAUGUUAUGAACGAGAAUCUCCACUUCUCCUACUUCGAGACCAAACUUGGGCCGAAUGCUUCAGGGCAUGCCUACAAUUUGGCUAGCAGAACUGAUGGCACGAUCCCGUUGUUCAUGAACGAGUACAACACGAUAGAGGAAGUCACCGAUCCAAUGUCGACCCCAGCAAAAUACCUGCAGAAGUUGAGGGAAAUCCAGGCAUAUUCUGGUAACGCAGACAUCAAGAUGGCAAUUGGCUUGGAGUCUCAUUUUGUGACCCCUAACAUCCCCUACAUGAGAGCCUCCAUCGACAUUCUAGCUGCUGCAGGUCUCCCCAUUUGGCUCACAGAAGUCGAUGUCAAACAAGGUCCAAAACAAGCAAUCUACCUAGAGGAAGUUCUAAGGGAGGGGUUUUCGCAUCCGGAGGUGGAGGGGAUAGUGGUGUGGGGCGCAUGGAAUCCGAAAGGCUGCUACAGAAUGUGCUUGACGGAUAACAAUUUCAACAACUUGGCAACAGGGGACGUGGUGGACCGCCUGCUGCAAGAAUGGGGCGGCUCUAAAGAGCCUCUAGUAUUGGGAGAAACUGAUGAAAAUGGGUUUCUGGAAGCUUCCCUCUUCCAUGGUGACUACAAUGUCACAAUCGCUCAUCCUGGUGUCAACAGUUUGGCUUUGCCUCAGAGGAUGAUCGUGGCUUCUGUAGCACCUACACAAGCACAACCAUCUGUUGUCAAAGUUACCGUAUAA
This is a messenger RNA of Linum trigynum, 1767 nucleotides long. The record is from the annotation of a GenBank genome assembly. Lineage: Eukaryota; Viridiplantae; Streptophyta; Magnoliopsida; Malpighiales; Linaceae.